AUGGCAUCUGCCACGGGAAUUCCGCAGACUGAUCCGACUACAAUUGUCGAGCAGGAGAGCGCACCUCUGUUGGGUCGCCCUGGAGAUGCCACGCAGAGACAGGGAGAGAGCAUCGCUCGCAACCUCAUUUCAGCUUCCUCUGUCCAGCUGCUCGCGUCGUCCGGGCUGCUCCUCCAAAUUCAAGCGGCACUAAUCCUGCAACCAACUACAACCCCUCAACAAAAAUUACGCGGCACACGCGUUCACUACAGCAUUCAGCUUGUCAGCAUCAUCUGCUUCCUCGCUGCGUUCACCGUUAUUGAGGUUAACAAAGGCGACCACCCGCACUUUGCUUCCCCGCACGGCAUUCUCGGCCUGCUCACAGUCAUCUUUAUCGUGCUGCAGGCCCUCGUCGGAGUGGUCCAGUUCUUCUUGUCUGCUACUGUUCUGCGCAGCGUCGAAAACGGUAAGCGAAUCUACAAAUACCAUCGAUGGACCGGAUAUAUUCUACUCUUGCUGGAGAGUACGACUGUCGUGGCAGCGACGCGGACCAGCUACAACUUAGCAGUGAUUGGAAUCCCAACCUGGGCAGUCUUCAUCGCUCUUCUUGUCACUCUAUCGGGAAUUGGCGCCAGGGUCAAACCGCAUAAGUUGGGACUAUAA
Penicillium atrosanguineum is the source of this 642-nucleotide messenger RNA. RefSeq names its product cytochrome b561 domain-containing protein. Gene Ontology annotation, molecular function: transmembrane monodehydroascorbate reductase activity. Bases 1 to 642 code for a protein of 213 amino acids. The transcript has 2 exons. The record is from RefSeq and is a predicted model, not a curated record. Lineage: Eukaryota; Fungi; Ascomycota; Eurotiomycetes; Eurotiales; Aspergillaceae.